AUGGGUACUAAUGGUAAUGGUCGCCGAGGCGGCGCCAAAUUGCCUGAUGUGCGCCGUCCUAUGGAAGAAGGAGAAUGUGUGAGUCUGAACGAUGAAAGCCCCGAAUUAGAUUUCGUUUAUGAUGAUUGUGAUACUCAAGCGAAUGAAAUUGCAGAACUUUACAGCUAUACAGAACAUCCAGAAUUUCAGCUUAAUGUAAAGGCAUUUGAAGAUAUAAUGGAAGAAUUCAAUUUUCCUCCUAGCUGGCAAAGGCUUACAAAUAAACAACAACGCACUGUCGUAAUGAAGCUACUGGAACAUCUUGAUGUCGCUGUAACUGAAAUACGUAUGAGAGCCACCCGGUGUAUUUUAUACCUAGCUCAGGGCUGUUGGGCUGAGAUGCAAUCUGAUGCGGAACAAGCUCAUUGGGCUCGUCUUAAUAUUAUGACUUUGUAUGAUAUGGGAUCAUUUGCAGCCUUUGUUGAAUUAUUAAAUCUGGAAAUCGUCAGAAGCAAUGCUGCUGUAGCAUCUAGAAAGCUUGCUGAAUCUUUAGCAGACUCUACUAAUUUAAGAGUCAUUUUGUCUGUAUUAUAUCUUAUAACAGAGCAUAUGAGAACUGAAAAAGAAAACCCAGAUUCGGAAUAUAAACAUUUAGUGAAAAUGUUUAAAGAGGAAAUAGGGACACCAUUUGGAGAAGAAUUACUUCCAGUAAAACUUCUUGGUAUGGUAACACAGUUAUGUGCUGGUACAACUCCACAUUUUCCUACUAAAAAGGUUUUAUUAUUAUUGUGGAAAAUACUACUUGUUUAUCUAGGGGGAUCUAAAGAGCUUAAGGGAAGGAAAGCUAGACUACGUGAAAAAUAUGGAUUACCACCAGUGACUGAAGAUACACUUGAAAUAAUAAAAAGUAUGCGCUCAAGCUCACCACCACCUAAUGCCACAGAUAUGUUAGAAAAUCAAAACCCUGGUCAAAGAAAACUAAAAGAAAAUGAAAGAGCUCUCCGUAGACAAACUUUUAUGAAACAAACUUCUUUGGAUGAAUCAGACGAACAAAUAUUUGUUGACAAGGAAGAAACUGGAAAUGGAUCUGAAGAUUACUCAAUGGAGUUUCAAUCAAUGUCUGCAGAUAGCAUUCAAAAUGCUAAUGCAAACCAAAAUUGCCCCUAUUACAUGUAUAUAAAGCGCUUUGAUAGUCCACCACCGCCCCCUCCACUACCAAGGAGUUUGCCUUGGAAAUCAAAAGUUCGCCAAAAAGAUAUUGAUUUGUUUCUGGAUAAUGUUAGGAUAAAAUUUGUUGGCUAUUCUCUUCCUGGAGAUAGGCAAACGAUAGCAGGCUUGCCACAGCCCAUUCAUGAAGGUAUUGAAAUAUUAAAAAAACAUAUGUAUACAAGCCUUGCUGAAGUUCAAAUAGAAAGAGAGCUAGAAAUAGCUAGAAGUCCUUUGACAAAAGGUGAAAAGGAAGUGGAGGAAACUGAGGCAGAGAUUCUGUACAAGGCCAUGCAACAAGAUCUUUCACAAUACACAAUUGCUCUUUUAAAGAUACUCCUGGCAGCCACACCAACUUCCACUGCAAAAACAUACUCAAUGAAUAUAAUGGCUGAUGUUUUACCUGAAGAAAUGCCGAUGACAGUCCUUCAAUCACUAAAACUAGGCAUUGACGUAAAUAGACAUAAAGAAAUCAUUGUGAAAGCUGUCACAGCUAUAUUGUUAUUGCUAUUGAAACAUUUUAAGUUAAAUCAUGUUUAUCAGUUUGAAUAUAUGUCUAAUCAUUUAGUAAUAGCUAAUUGCAUGCCCCUUGUAUUGAAGUUUUUCAAUCAGAAUAUAUUAGCUCAUAUAGGAGCAAAGAAUACAAUACCAAUAUUUGAUUUUCCUGCAUGUGUUAUAGGUGAGCAACCUGAACUAACAAAGGAAUGCUUGGACAUUGGGGACUCAUCUGUCCCUUAUUCUUGGAGGAACGUAUUUUCCAGUAUAAAUUUAUUGAGAAUUCUAAAUAAAUUAACAAAAUGGAAAAAUGCAAGAAUUAUGAUGCUUGUUGUCUUUAAAAGUGCACCAAUACUCAAACGUAUAUUAAAAGUGAGACAUGCGUUGAUGCAAUUUUAUGUGUUAAAACUUUUAAAAAUGCAAACUAAGUACUUAGGGAGGCAAUGGAGAAAAACAAAUAUGAAAAUUAUUAGUGCUAUAUACUCCAAAGUAAGACAUAGACUGAAUGAUGAUUGGGCUUUUGGAAAUGAAGUCGAUGCCCGGCCAUGGGAUUUUCAAGAUGAAGAAUGUGCUCUGAGAGUCUGUGUAGAGAGGUUUAACAGAAGGAGAUAUGGAUCGGGUGAUGAUCUAGAAAGUGAGUUGGUGCCAGUUGACACAGACCUUAACAGUGUUCUAGAUACAAACUUAGAGCUUGACGAGGAGUUCAUGAUUAAUUAUGAAAUAUGGCUAGAACAAGAAGUGUAUAAUAAUCAAAUAAAUUGGGAUGUCCUACUGUCUGCA
Messenger RNA from Brenthis ino (lesser marbled fritillary), 2460 nucleotides. The record is from the annotation of a GenBank genome assembly. NCBI's taxonomy places the organism in Eukaryota, Metazoa, Arthropoda, Insecta, Lepidoptera, Nymphalidae.